This is a messenger RNA of Lolium rigidum, 1793 nucleotides long. RefSeq names its product zealexin A1 synthase-like. The transcript is spliced from 2 exons. Gene Ontology annotation, molecular function: heme binding; oxidoreductase activity, acting on paired donors, with incorporation or reduction of molecular oxygen; monooxygenase activity. Bases 117 to 1625 code for a protein of 502 amino acids. The record is from RefSeq and is a predicted model, not a curated record. Lineage: Eukaryota; Viridiplantae; Streptophyta; Magnoliopsida; Poales; Poaceae.
GAUAACGAAGGAAAGUGGGUGGAUACAAAACCAGUUCAUAUCACUUGUCUUUCUGACGCAUUCAGUACAAGUCUACAUAAUUGGAUUGGUGAAAACUAUCGUUGACAACACAAAUAAUGGAGGACACCUCUGAGUACUGCUACCUCGGCUGGGCUCUCGUGUCGCUGGCGCUGCUGCUUGCAACGUUGAGGUGGCGCUUGACGGCCAACAAUGGGUUGCGGCUGCCGCCAGGUCCGUGGCAGCUGCCGUUCAUUGGCAGCCUGCACCACAUGGCCGGGCAGCUUCCUCACCGUGCCCUGCGCGAGCUGGCGCAGCGCCACGGGCCGGUGAUGCUUCUCCGUCUGGGCGAGGUGCCCACGCUGGUGCUGUCGUCCCCGGAGGCAGCCCGCGAGGUGAUGAAGAUCCAGGACCUGGUGUUCGCGACGCGGCCGCUGACGCCCACCAUGAGCGUAGUGACCUGCGGCGGGCGAGACAUCAUCUUCGCGCCGUACGGCGAGUACUGGCGCCACCUCCGGAAGAUCGUCGUCACGGAGCUCCUCGUGGCGCGCCGCGUCGCCUCUUUCCGCGCCAUCCGCGAGGAGGAAGUGGCGGCCAUGCUGCAUGAGGUCGGGUCCGCCGCCGCGGCCGGCUGCCAGGUGGAUAUGCGCGCCCGGCUGUCCACGGUCGUCUCCGACACCACGUUCCGCGCCGUCAUGGGCGACCGGUGUAAGCAGCGUGAGCUGUUCCUGCGAGAGCUCGACAACCUCGUUGGGCUCGCGACGGGGUUUAACCCCGUGGACCUGUGGCCGUCGUCAUGGCUCGUCAGACGCUUCAGCGGCACCCUGCGCCGCGCCGAGGAGAACCACGCCCUGGUGUACGGUAUCAUCAGGGGCGUUAUCCAGGACCAUCUCGACAGGAAUAAGCAGGGCGAAGAAGACGAGGACAUGCUUGACGUGCUGCUCAAAAUACACAAGGAUGGUGAGAUCGACAUGGUCGCAGUCGAAGCCGUCAUCUUUGAUCUCUUCGCCGCCGGCAGCGAGACAUCGGCAACAACGUUGGAAUGGGCCAUGGCGGAGCUGGUUAAGAACCCAAGGGUGAUGAAGAAGGUGACGGCCGAGGUGCGCCGAGCCUUCAAGGCCAGUGGCACGGUGGUCGAGGAUAGGCUCGGAGAGGUGCCGUACCUGCACCUUGUCAUACGGGAGACGCUUCGUAUGCACGGCCCGGCGCCGCUGCUACUCCCACGCCAGUGCCAGGAACCAUGCCAGGUGAUGGGCUUCGACGUGCCGAAGGGCACGCAGGUGAUCGUCAACGCCUGGGCGCUGGGCCAUGACGAGCGGUGCUGGCCCGACGGUACCGAGGAGUUCCGGCCGGAGCGAUUCCAGGCCGGCGCCAAAGCGGCGGCGGUGGAUUUCAGGGGCACCGAUUUCGAGCUCCUGCCGUUCGGCGCCGGCCGGAGGAUGUGCCCUGGGAUGGCGUUCGGCCUUGCCAGCGUGGAGCUCCCGCUCGCCAGCCUGCUGCUCCACUUCGACUGGGAAGCGCCGGACAUGGCUGGGUUCGACAUGACUGAGGCGUUCGGCGUCACCGCGCGGCGGAAGGCCGACCUCCUCCUGCGUCCUUCCCUCCGGGUGCCCGUGCCAAGCCUCUGACCAGCUGGAGUCCAAGUCCACUCUAUAUUUCAGCACGUAUAUAUUGUUGCGUGCAUUCUCACUGUAAUUGUGAACGCGUCAUUCCCUUGGUUUCGUCGAAGCCACUAGCUAGCCCACAAGAAUACGGAGCUGUAAUAAAUUUGAUUUUGUUAAAAAAGAAACUUAGUA